This is a messenger RNA of Pygocentrus nattereri (red-bellied piranha), 2882 nucleotides long. RefSeq lists its product as uncharacterized. The transcript has 2 exons. Gene Ontology annotation, molecular function: transcription regulator activity. Gene Ontology annotation, cellular component: nucleus. NCBI's taxonomy places the organism in Eukaryota, Metazoa, Chordata, Actinopteri, Characiformes, Serrasalmidae. Bases 1 to 873 code for a protein of 290 amino acids. The record is from RefSeq and is a predicted model, not a curated record.
AUGGGUCAAAGGGACAUUUUACCAUUGGAAACGUCCAUGAAAAGAAAGAGAGGGCUUCACACUGCCUCGAUGUGUCGGCUGGAUUUGGACCCCGCUGUAACUGUACUGAAGAAGGAAGUUGAGCCCGGCGAAGAAGAUGCCCUUUCCUCGUCGAGGUACAUGCUGGGCCGUGGGGUGAAGCGCAAGCUAAGUGACUGCGAGGAUCCUGUGCUGGGCCUACCAUACCCCCAGCAGAGGCAGCUGGUGCUGGAUCUGUGCCUGGACAAACUUCAGAGCUGCCAACGUCGCGCUGAGCCCAGCCUUCACCGCUCUGUCCUGCUGGCCAACACCCUUAGACAAAUCCAGCAGGAGAUGAGGCUGGAGGGGGGAAACUGCUUACCUCCAGCGCCACCUGCCCCUACGCUUCUUCAUGCCUCCACGCCACGCCACAUCCCUGAACUGCCACCUGUGUCUUUAGACUGCCCUCCCCAUCUCAGUGGAUCACUGUCCCCAUCUAAUUCCCUAGCAACUAGUGAGGAUGGCGAGGCCCAGUUAGACUGUGCUGAAAGCAAACCACUUUAUUCCUCCCUCUCAGAUGAGGUAGAUGAGAGGCCAUCUGAUUCACUGUUUGGUUCAUUUGAGAUCACAAAUUCCACCAGCUAUCUUACGGACCUAGCGCUGGACGACAUCUUUGAGGACAUUGAUACAUCUAUGUAUGAUUCAUCCGACAUUUCUGUCCUAGCGUACCCUGCCCCGCGAGGCAACGGUGUGGCCUCUGGGAUAGGAGAUGAAGGUCUCAAAAACUUUUCUAGCUGCACCUCCAACACCUUGCAGCUUUGCCUUUCUGACCUCAGUGACCUGGACCACAUCAUGGAGAUCCUUGUGCGCUCCUGAACCACUCGACACACACAAUCCUCUCUCAGAUAGACAUCCCGGUGUUUUCAAGGGGAUAUGAAUAAUUAAAAAAAAAAAUUCAAUUUUUUAUUUAUUUUUAUAAAAAAGAACUGAUAUAUUUAUAAGAGGAAAAAAGACUGGCAUGACACAUACUUACUGUAGGAUGAAUGCACAUUAUUCUGACUUUUCAGGUGGUCAAGCUUAGGCAGCCAUCUUUUGUAUUUAAGCAAACUAAAAUGUAUAUGCAGGGACUUUGAGACAAAGUGUUACCAUUGAGACUUAUUUAUACAGAUAGUCACUCACGUUUAUGAAUUUUAAAGAAAACAGACAACUAUGAAAACUAGGUGGAUAGGUUCUAGCUUUUUGAUGAUGAUACUUUUAUUAUUUUUAUUUUUAUGAACUGAUCCCAUGAGUAUUUCUCAAGCAUUAAAUUUACUGUCAUUAAUUGUGGUGGAUCAUAACAUGCACACUUAACACUCAUACUACCUCUCAAAAACCAAGCGCAAGCUCUCUCCCUGUACAACGAUAGUCAUGGAACUUGUCUUUCAGUGGUUGUUUUACAGUAAAUUUUAAAAGUACUAGUAAUGGUCUGUGAUGAUGUCAGCCCAUGAAAGACCUCAGAAAUAUUCAGCCCAAAGCAACUAAAAAGGAAUGGUUACAUUCAGAAUUUGUCCUGCAUUUGCUUUCUUUUUUCUGGAUUUUCUGGAUCCUAGAUGGGAAGGAAUAACCUCAUGUGGUCCAUGAAGGUUUUUAUUUUAUGUUGUGUUAUUUUUACAUCAUAGAUGAUUGUCAGGUUGCAGACACUGUUUAACCCAUCACACAAACUUAGUGCCUACAAUGGAGGACGAAGACUGGCGCUGGUGGAAGUGCACACUGUGGACCCACACGUGGACUUGCCUGAACCUCUUUCUCUAACCCCACUAUUUCUAUCUUCUUCUAUGCUGAUUGUGCUAGUCUUUUUCACGCUUCAGUAGGGUUCUAAAGAAGCCAUUUCCUCGGAUGUACACAUCUGCUCCCACCCCUUGCACAUUCUCUGCAAAAAACGAUUGUGGAUAUCUGUGGAUCUUGUGGUCAAGCUGACCGAGCCAGAAUGUCCAGCCGUAAUAUCCUCAGACAUGGGGCUGUAUCCAAAUCCUUCACUCACAUUGUGUUUAUCGCUUCACUUGAAGUAUGGGGCAGUUUGAUGUACACUAGUUGUGAUGGUCUCGUUUGGUCUGUCUAUUACAAUGCAUUUAGUAGCAUGGUUGCCAGACCCUGCAGAUCUGCUCUGCAUAAAAGGAUGCACCGAUCCCAUCGAUACUAAACACAGACCUUAUUAAAUGGACUGGCCUGUUUUGAUUAAUCAGUUUUUGAUAAUGUAAUAAAAAAAAUUACUACUUUGUCAUUUUAUUUGAGGUUUUUUUUUGUUUGAAUUAUUAUUACAGAUUUGCUUUCUUGCACAUAGAACUUUCCCGAAUGAUUCCACACAGUGAAAUGUAUAGAUUAUACACUGACUGGUUUUAAAUUGGUGUGAUCAGUGCAUCCCUGCAUAAAAGUGUAUGACAUGGUUGGUUCUUUACUGAUCUUGGAGCAAGGAAGAGUCCUGUGGUAUAAGCAUGAUGUUUAUAUUGAGAGGAGAGAUGGUAGAGGGGGAGGGAAAGGAGUGGAAGGGGGUGUUGAGAGAGAGAGAGAGAGAGAGAGAUUAGGAGGGGGUUAAAGCUCGAAGCUCCUGUCACGCGGAGGCUCUUGCUUGUGGAAAAGGCCACAUUGAGAGUUUCACAACAACAGCUGGUAUGUGUGUGUGUGCACACAUUUGAGUGUGUCACUGCCAAACCCCACCCACCAAAAAAGGGGCCCCAAGGGCUCUAUUCUCCUCCCACCCAAUCAGAGUUAGUUAGGGGAGGAGUUGCAAGCAACUCGGAGUAAAACGGCUUCCCUGCUCAGGACUCCUACUAACACUAGCAAGACAUAUCUCUCAAGAAAUCUGUUUUAACUCUAUAAGGCUCCCCCCCCCCCCCCCCCCCCCCCCC